Molecule: messenger RNA, 705 nt
Organism: Ilex paraguariensis (yerba mate)
Lineage: Eukaryota; Viridiplantae; Streptophyta; Magnoliopsida; Aquifoliales; Aquifoliaceae
Source: the annotation of a GenBank genome assembly
AUGAGUCUUCUUCUUUUUCAAAAGGUCUGCAAUUCUAUGAUGUUGCGUCACUCUGAGUUAAUACAAAUAUAUAGAGCAUCAUACCUACGUGCCUUCUUCUUCUUGUUCAAAGGGUCUGUUGCAGCUGAAGAUCUUGCUGUUGCUUUUUGUCGAUAUCAUGUGUAUUGUUUGCUUCAUAAAGCUACCUCUAAUGUCCAUUUCUUAGAAAGAGAAUCACAAUGCCAAAGCUAUGAUGUUUUAUCAUUUGGUAAAUUUCGGCGAGAGACUUUCUUUGAAGAUUUUGAUGAACAUCCUGAGAGAAUUUUUCAAGCAACAUUUGGAACCAGGUGGUAUACCUGGUCUUUCAGGUUAUGGGAAGAGUCUUCUUUUCAAAGGUCUACACCUGGGUCUGACUGGAGAGAGCAUUCGAACUGCACUAGCAGUAGAAGUAAAGAAUGGGACAGUACAAGUGGUACUGAGUCUGAGGAUGAAUCAUGUACUGUAGGCUCAUGUUCUGAAAGAACAAUACUUGGUUUGCCUCCAAAUGGUCCUUUAAAGAUUGAAGAUGUUAAAAAUGCUUUUCGGUUGUCAGCUUUGAAGUGGCAUCCUGAUAAGCAUCAAGGUCCCUCACAGGACAUGGCAGAAGAGAAAUUCAAGCACUGCGUCAAUGCGUACAAAUCACUGUGCAAUGCGCUCUCCACAGCAACCUCUAGGUUUAGUUUCUGA